Messenger RNA from Pseudozyma hubeiensis SY62, 876 nucleotides. RefSeq lists its product as hypothetical. The record is from RefSeq and is a predicted model, not a curated record. Lineage: Eukaryota; Fungi; Basidiomycota; Ustilaginomycetes; Ustilaginales; Ustilaginaceae. The transcript has 3 exons. The coding region runs from base 1 to 876 and encodes 291 amino acids.
AUGCGGUUGUCGAGCGUGUAUCAUUGGCGAUCAAUUCCAGGCUUGCCUCGCUUCAUCUCCGUCCGUCGACGUCGCUCACGCAUCAGAUCACAGAGCGCUCUGCAAUCCUCUGUUCGCAAUGCAUCAGAUCGAACAAUGUGGGAGGAUGUCCACGGCGAUUUCAGCGGCUGUGAUGGCCGGAAAGGUGCACGCAUACGAUCCAACCUUCGUACCUUCAGCUUGACUCUUCGCUCUGCUGCUGAUCCAGCCUGUCAAAGACGAGCUCGUACCAGGGUGCAACGUGCAAACUCAAACGUUUUUCAACUAAUGAUGGCACGCAUAGCAUGUCAGGUCGUGAUCUCAUCCGACUCGUCAGUGACGCUAGAACAGUUUAUCAUGGCAUCGCGCCAUUCGGUGCGACAAUGGUCAGGUCAAGCCAUUCGAACUGAAAGCUUCCGUCUUGGAGAGCCUCUCCUGCCGCUACAACCAGACCAGACAGAUUUGAAACUCGGAUCCUUGCGAGGCCACUUCGUUUUCCGCUCGACGUGCCGGGUCAGGACCUUCGAGUUUGCGCUUGCGCGUAGGAUAAAUGUAUCUGGCCAGAGUCUGAGCUGCCAGCCGACUCUUCAAACGGCACACAAGAAAGAUCUGUCAACGGUGAAGAUGUUAAUUGCACGACCGCCCGCAAUGUACGUAAUACCCACCUGUGACAAGAGCGAUUUGCGCAUCAACCUCAGUUUCACGUCGAUCCUCAACAGGCCAAGACGGGUGCCCUUCCUUCGGGUUCUUCCGAGCUUAACGUGCUGGAGUACGGUGCUGUGCAUCCUUCCGAAGAAAGCUCGACGUGUCCUGCAGCGGUGUGAUCUCUCCGAUUGGUGCUUGCGUGAUGUGAUUUGA